CAAAAAUAAAACAGUGAUCAUGGCUAAAGUAUCAAUAGGAGCGUUAACCAUGUUUAAUCAUGAAGUGCAAGAUUGGUUAGUGUUUAAAGAACGUUUGGAACAAUGGUUUGUGGCCAACGAUAUAGACGCCACGGCUGACAAGGCCAAGUGUAAGCGUCGGGCUAUCUUGUUGAGCAGUCUUACCGAGGGUUCUUAUAAACUGCUGAGGGAUUUAGCAUUACCCAAAGUCGUGGGAACCCUAGAGUAUGAUGACCUUGUGAAACUUCUUGAUAAUCAUUUAAAAUCGGCAAAGUGCGGGUUUGCGGAGCGCAACAGAUUCUACUCGUCGACUCAAAAACCUACAGAAAGUAUGGCAGAAUGGGUAGCACGCAUUCGUGGAUUAGCGGUCGACUGCGGCUUUUCUGCCACGACUUUAGAUGAAACUCUUCGAGAUCGCUUUGUACUCGGUAUGACGCCGGGGCACGAGCGAGAUAAGCUCUUCACCAUGGAUAUGGAGAAAUUGACCAUCAGCAAGGCAUUGGAAGUAGCGGAGAGGAUUCAGUGUGCUCGGCAGGGCGCUGCACAAGCGUCGCCAGCGGCGUCGAGCACGCUGCCAUGUCCCGACAUGCCAGUGUACAAGAUGGCGUCGGUCCCACGUAGCGCGAGGCCCGGCGGCGCAGGAGGCAGCUUCGGUAGCGGCAGCAUAACACAAAAACCACAAGUGGUUUGCGCGGCUUGCGGUUAUGAAGGACAUGAGGCGGCUACAUGCAAGUUUUCUCGUUAUAAGUGCGGUAAAUGCGGUUUAAAAGGUCACCUACGGCGUGUGUGUCCAGGCAAGAAAGUGUUUCGUCAGAAUUAUAUCGAUGGUGAAUAUGGUGAUGUUGAUGCUGAUACUGGCGAUGAUGUUUUCGCAGUGUAAAUACUACGGCGGUAAACGAGUUGUUAACUUUAAAGUGAACGAUAUAGUUUUAGUUAAAAUGUACAGUGCACAAAAAAACUAUUGGGCAAAGGGAACUAUAAUAGAUCAGAUGGGUAAAAGCUUGUACACGGUCAAGUUAUGUGACUCUCACAGCAUUAUUAAAAGACAUGCCAAUCAACUGUUAAAACUAAAAGGGGAGGAAGUAUCACGUGAUUUGGCGACUCAACCAAGUACCUCUAAAAUGGACCAGACCACAUCAGAAAUGCCUGCAAUUAUUUUGCCACUAGUACAACGGAACGACGUGACUCCAACUCAGCACGCUGAUGCGCCGGUAACAGUGGUACCUGCUGAGGAGGAACAGGUAUCCACUCCUAUGACAGAUGCGACUCCAAUGGAACAAGGCAGCGACAGGUUUACGCAUCACACGGAGCAGCAAAUCGGAACCAGUGCGGGCGAAGGGACUGUGCCCCCACGCUCUGAGCAAACUGAGACUUACCAGGGAGGACCAACGCAAGAAUCGGCCGGAGAAGACGCCGAUCAGUUUGAGUCACCUAUUUCGUCUCCAUUAGCUGAGCUACCUCCCCCACGGAGAAAACGAAACGUUGUUAAUUAUAAACAAUAUUUUUAGGCUAAGGGUGGAGGGAUGUUAGUAUUAAGAGUGCGGCUACGACCGCAUGCGAGUUAGUCGAAUAGAUACAACUACGCGAGA
Molecule: messenger RNA, 1607 nt
Organism: Cydia pomonella (codling moth)
Lineage: Eukaryota; Metazoa; Arthropoda; Insecta; Lepidoptera; Tortricidae
Exons: 2
Coding region: 20-898 (292 amino acids)
Molecular function (GO): zinc ion binding; nucleic acid binding
Source: RefSeq, a predicted model, not a curated record